AUGAAGUGUUCCCUUGUUCUGACAGUGCUGCUGUCCUUAUUAGUGGCAAAGCUAUGUCGUGGUUACUGUAUUGAGUCUCUGGAGCAACAGAUGCCCAGCGGAGUGCAAACAAAGAAGAACCCAGAACUCUAUAAGCUGCCACUAUCCUUGCUCCGACGAUUGUAUGGUGGCCAAGGGAUAUCCUAUGAGGCACUGCUCAGGCUGUCAGGCAAAGAAGAAAUCAAUCCCCAGACUCUUGCCUCUUCCCAGAAACGAGACAUGCAUGAUUUCUUCGUUGGACUGAUGGGCAAAAGGACCAUAGAGCCAGGAAUGGCUAUCUCUGCCGACCACCACAAGAUUAUUGUAAUGGAAAUUUGA
Thamnophis elegans (Western terrestrial garter snake) is the source of this 357-nucleotide messenger RNA. RefSeq names its product tachykinin precursor 3 (gene TAC3). The coding region runs from base 1 to 357 and encodes 118 amino acids. The transcript is spliced from 5 exons. The record is from RefSeq and is a predicted model, not a curated record. Gene Ontology annotation, biological process: positive regulation of blood pressure; tachykinin receptor signaling pathway. Lineage: Eukaryota; Metazoa; Chordata; Lepidosauria; Squamata; Natricidae.